This is a messenger RNA of Ceraceosorus bombacis, 1093 nucleotides long. Lineage: Eukaryota; Fungi; Basidiomycota; Exobasidiomycetes; Ceraceosorales; Ceraceosoraceae. The record is from the annotation of a GenBank genome assembly.
AUGACGCUCAUUGUUGUGAGUCUUUGCGAUGGAGAUGUGGUUGAUUGCGCCUUGCUUACCGAUACUUUGACCUAUGACCACCGCAACUCCUUCUCAGCACCACCUCAACAACAGUCGUUCUCAGCGCGUGCUCUGGCUGCUGGAAGAGCUUGGCGUUGAGGUGAGCCGAAAUCGGUGGAUGCGUCAGUGUGAAAGCUAGGCUCACGGUGGCUGUUGCCCCAAUCAUCCACGCAUACAUCCAGUAUGAGAUCAAGCACUACAAGCGUGGACCGGACAUGCUGGCUCCUAAGGAGCUCAAGCAAGCGCACCCUCUGGGCAAAUCCCCUUUCAUCACCGAUACGGAUCUGAGCGGAAAGGAGAUUACACUUGCGGAGAGCGGUGCCAUUGUCGGUGCGUUCGCAGCGCUCAAGGUCGGCGUCUCGCGGCUGAUUCAUUACGGUCCGGUCGCCAGAUUUCAUCAUCGAAAAGUACGGCAAGGGCGCUGCUGUGCCUGUUUCUCACGAAGACAAGCUCGAGAACAACAUGUGGUCGCACUUUGCGGAAGGUUGGUUGGUCGCGUUGGUGAUGGGAGGUGUUCUGACCUUUUAGCUCACGACGAACCUUUUACGCUGAUCAGGCUCACUCAUGCCCACGAUGGUGAUGAAGUUGAUCUUUAGCACCGUGCCCACUCAAGCACCGUUCCUCGUUCGACCCAUCGUCUCGAUUAUUUGCGGUCAAGUGUGCGGCAGGCUGGUCGAUCCCGACAUCAAGUCCAAGCUGACAUACGUAUCGGAAGCGCUCGCCAAGCGUGGAGACCCUGCCACUUCGGACAAGGAGAUUUGGUUUGCCGGAGGUGACAAGGAUGGAAAUCCCACGUCGGCAGAUUAUCAGCUCAUGUUCCCACUGGAAGCUAGCAUUGUGGGUGGAAGGGCUGCAAAUGCUCCUGCAAAUCUCAAGGCGUACGUUGAAAAGGCACAGAGAAGGCCAGCAUAUCAGGUGAGUGCAGCAUGCAGCUACGUAGAGCCAAGGAAGCGCAGCUCAUGCUUUCUGGCGCACAAUGGUACAGAGAGCACUCGCAAAGGGCGGCGAGUACGCUUACGCUGCCAAGCUGUGA